Messenger RNA from Neurospora tetrasperma FGSC 2508, 327 nucleotides. RefSeq lists its product as uncharacterized. The record is from RefSeq and is a predicted model, not a curated record. The annotation marks the transcript as partial. The transcript has 5 exons. NCBI's taxonomy places the organism in Eukaryota, Fungi, Ascomycota, Sordariomycetes, Sordariales, Sordariaceae.
CCCCCAUCCUUCCCGGCAGGCAGCAGGCAGGCAGAGCUUCCGCCGUCGGGUCUGCAGUCUCCACCAUCCACAAGUCCGUGCACCACAGGAAGCCCCGAGCCGAGAAACCUGAAGCACGGCCUCGUCAACGCUCCCAACCACGUCCCCGAGAAGCAGCGCUACUACCAGCAGGCUUUCAAGAACCACACCCGCCUCUGGAAGAUUGGCCCUCGCAGCGGCAUCAUCAUGACCACCUUCAACAUUGCCAUGUGGGGUACCUUCGGCGCUUCCAUGUACGCCAUGACCCGCAAGGUUCUCGGCUACAACACCUGGUUCUCGGAGGAUUAA